AUCUUGGCGUGAAAAAUCUGUCAUCCGUGCAUAUACACACGGUCUUUACAUAUAAACCGCGUUUUAAUCUGAAACCAUGCAUUUGUGUUCGUAUUCUUUGUUGUUUAUAAGCUCUGUGUUUUUAUCUUUGGUGAAUGAUCUCGCUCUUAAGUCUUAACAACUCUGAUCCUUCUCUCAAAUGGGUUGUCUGAUUUCUCCUGUAAUGAAACUCCGUCGUCUCUCCUCAGCCGACUCGCGGCGAUUUGCAUACCGGAAUCUCGCCGAGAAUAUGGAAGAUCCAGUCAUAAGGGUGGUGGUAGGGAAGGAGAAGAAGGAGUUCAUGGUCGAACCGUAUGUACUCGAAGAGUACCCGUUCAGAGUCUUGAUAGGUUCAGCUAAGGAUCGUGCCAAGAACCGGUUAAACCGGACCGGUAGAGUGGUGUGGCUUGAUCAUGUCGACUCGAUCUUAUUUGAGCACUUGCUGUGGCUUCUUCGGAACGAUGCCUCUACGUUUUCGGAUUUGGAUGUUCUCGAGAUCAUUGAAUUCUAUGCUCAAGAUUGUUAGGGAAAGAAAUGGAUUAACAGUGUGCUUUUACAGUUUUACUUUUCAGUGAAGAUAUGAUCCAUUCAAAAAACUGUUUUUACUGCGAGCAAUUGUCGGCUAGAUUUAAUUGGGCUAUCACGAAAAGGCGCAUUAGUUUUUAUCUAAAGUAGUAGAUAUGCUACAUACGUGGGCCUUAUGAGCUGGCCCUUUAUUGGCUUUUUGAAAUUAAAUAAGCUACACCAGCAAAAAUAGUGUGGUCUCUCUAGAAUUCUAAGUUUUGUUUCAACUACUGAAAGAAAAAGAAAGGGUCAAAACUACAAUUUUGUUUACUCCUCAAAGUAAUGAAGUUUGAACAAACUUAAAACACUUUGGUAACUAGCAGACUGGUAAGUGGUACUGUGGCAAAUCUAGCUAAUUUAGUUAAUAAGAUAUAGGUAGUAUAUAACCAAUAAGCAUU
Messenger RNA from Arabidopsis thaliana (thale cress), 980 nucleotides. RefSeq lists its product as uncharacterized. Bases 179 to 544 code for a protein of 121 amino acids. NCBI's taxonomy places the organism in Eukaryota, Viridiplantae, Streptophyta, Magnoliopsida, Brassicales, Brassicaceae. Gene Ontology annotation, biological process: response to auxin. The transcript has a single exon. The record is from RefSeq and is marked reviewed.